AUGCGGGAUCCGGAUAAGGUAAAAAGCGGGCCAAUUUGUGACACAGUUGCCGUCAUUGUGUUGGAGGAAAGUGAAGAUGAGAACGCUCUUCCUGAUGUGCUACACGAAGUACAAUCCCCACACACAUCGGAUACCAUCCCGACAUCUUCCAUCAAAAAGUUCGUUCGCCCUCGUGGAUGGUACAAUCAGUCAGAAACGUCCCCAUCCGAGUUUUUCUAUCAAAUACUGACAACAGAGAAAGGUGCAAGGAGGAUUGCAUAUGUUCUGUCGACAUGGGAGGAAGACGAAACGACAAAAAAUUUUAAAGCAGUCUCCAUAGUUCUCAUUAGUCAAAACUUCCAUCCAAAAGCAUUCAAAGAAAUUCUUCUGGAAAUUUCAAAUGAUCUACGAACUCCAGAAUUCUCAUCUUCUUCCGAACUCAUUAGAUUUUUGACUGAUGAACUAGUCGAGGAAGGAUCCACCAUCGAGAUCAGAACAAAAACUCUGCACGUCGAACUAGGUUUCGAAUUAAGUCCAGUGUCCCCUGUCACUGGGAAGGAUGUUGCCAUGUUAUUCAAAAUGCUAGGAUUUCGAAAUGUCGUGAAAGUCAUCCACGCCCUUCUUUCCGAUUGUCGCAUUGUGCUUGCGAGUUCUUCUUUGAUGCGCUUGUCAAGAUGUCAGAAUGCGAUACUUUCUCUUUUGUAUCCAUUUGUAUAUGUUCAUUCAUGCGUCACAAUUCUACCUGAUUCGCUGGCCGAAGUUUUGGAAUCACCGACGCCGUUUUUGAUUGGAGUCCUUACCGAAUUCGUCACGUCAUUCGGUGACGAAAACAUUGUGGUUUACUUGGACAAUGGGGAAGUACAUAUACCAGAUCACACAGAAAUCUUCAAAGCGGACGACUACUACUACGAGUCCCUACAUCAACGACUUCGGGAUGUGUUGUUCACCACGACCAGCCAAGAAGAUCUUGCGGUUCCAAGCGAAGAAAGACUGGACGUGGAUGAGUUCAUACUGGACAAGAAACUCCGAGCAUGUUUCAUACUCUACUUUGCCGAACUUUUGUAUGGUUAUCAAUACUACAUCCUCUACACUCGAAUCAAAGGAAACUUCGAGAAGAAGCUAACAACAUCACUGACGUUUCAUGUUGGCGCAUUCCGUGGCUUUCGUAAACUCACGGACAUGAUGUCGAGUUCACUUCUAAAAAGUGUAUACUUCCAAACAUUCAUCCUGUCAAGAGCGCUUCCCCGAAGAAAACAUGACUUGUUCGACGAGAUUUCGUGUCUGAAAGAGCUCGAUCAACUUAUUUACAAACAAAAGUCAAAUAGUUACGAAAGCAGAAAGAUCAUUGAGCAAAUCUCUUGUGAGCUCAUCCAGAAAGAACGGUACAUGGAGAAGUGUUCGGUCCGGAAACAAGAAGUUUUCACCAAGAUUUAUUGGACUACGGGAAAAGAGCUGGCACCCAACAACAAUAGCAUCAUUCAUACAGUUAAACCCAAAAUGAGGAGUAACGUGAUUCUCCAAGCAAUGCUUCCAGUUGUGAAUACCCAUGUGGAGUAUCAUGCGAAUCAGUUCGAAGCAUACGCUCACAGAAUAGAAGCACUUCGCAAUUGCCUAGGCGAUAUUUUCGAAAGUAAAGUCUCUUUCGCUAGCAAGUCUUUGGAUGCCGUCAAGUCAUCAAUGAGGUUCGCACCACUUCGAAUUGAACUUUGUCGACUGCUCAAUCAGAAGUCAUCCGCCCAGGCUGUACUCAGCGAUAAACAGUUUGACGAUAUUGCUCUACUCAUGAAUGCAGCUCUACAGGCAGAAUGUGAAGAAGACAAGGAUGGAGUGGUUAGAAGUUUGAUGUAUCUAUCGAGUGUGUACAGUAGGAAGCUAACACAAGGAGUUCAACAGUACAUGUACACCGCCCUACAAGAACACAAAGUUUGGAAGAACCAACGAUUCUGGACAUCGUGUUUUUACUAUGAAGUACAUGAGAUGUUAUUCUCAGAGAUGUUGAAACAAGAUCGGAAGAUUACCGAGAGUUUAUGGUGUCACACUCUCCGACCAUGUGCCAUGGAAAUGAUUGACACUGACGAUACGGAUCAGGAAGAGCUUGUGCGGCAAGAGAACGAGAUGAUCCAGGCACAAGCAAAACAUUUUGCCAACUUGAUCAUUUGUCUACUGAUUCCAUUGACUGACGAAUUUUUCGACAACGAAGAAAAUCAUACUGCAGUUCAAACAGAAAAGUCGAAAUGGAUUGCAUACACGCUUGACUCAAUUCUCGGUGUGACUGGCAGAAUCAACGGCUUACCACUCUCCCGAAUUCAAAACUACGUGGAGGCUCACGUGGAAAGUCUACGUGAUGUAUAUUUGGAGUUGUCCCAUGGAGAUCACCUGAAGAAAGACAACUUUGAUCCAAUUCUAGUGUGUCCCAGUGAAUUCUUGUUGUCAGAUCCAAUCGACUGCUACCUUCUUACAAAUACAGAAGAGUCCACGAUGUCUCUCAAUCGGUUGGAGAACCUGCUCCCAGCAAGUGGUUCUCUUUUCCUAACAAACUACCGUGUAAUUUUCAAAGGGAAAUCUGUAGAUAUCAAUGUCACAAACGGCACAAUCGUCCAGACUCUUCCUCUCUAUUCGGUGGAAUCAUUCAAAAAACUAACCUCGAAGAAAAUGAUUCCAUCACAACUAAUAGAAAAGGGAGUGAAGAUUGAACACAUCAUUGCUAUUCGAUCUUCAUGUGCGGCAACAAUCAUUGUAGCCUUCGAUGAAGAUGAAAUCAACAACUUGGCUAUUGAAAAGUUUCUGGAAGUGAUUGAGAGUAGCUCUCAUAACAGUUUUGCGUUCUACAACAUAAGAAAAGAUAAAACAAUUACGGACACCAGCAGUCACAAGUUCUCAACACUGAACUCAGCGAUACGAGGAUUUACCAAAAAGAAGACAGAUCCUCGUAGAAUCCGUAGUCAUUCCUCUCAUCGUGGUUCAGUGCACAUUCAGUUUGACAAAAUAGAAGAUUUCGACCAUCUCAAAAAGAAUGCCUACAUUCGAUACGCAGUGAUUGACUACCCCAGAUUGGGAUUGAACUCAAAGAAUGUGAAGUUGAGAAUGUCUGCUGCCAACUUGGACUACAACAUCUGUCCUAGCUAUCCAGGAAACUUCAUCGUUCCAAGUGAAACCAAUGAGUCAGAAAUAGCUAAAGUAGCAAAGGGUUUUGUGGAUCAUCGACUGCCGGUUGUAGUAUGGAUGCAUGGAAACGGAUCUUUGUUGAUCAGAGCCAGUGCAUUCACAUCAACUGAUAUGGUCAAGAAACUCAAGAAAGUAGUCAAUUACCGUCGGAAUACACCAAAACUAACAGGGACCAUGACAGGAAGCCAACAGACACUUCACUCCAAAGCAAGUAGUAAUGAAGAAAGCAGUUCCAAUGUGGUGGCUGGCGCUGAAAUCAAAAGUGCAGAAGUUCAGCUAAACUACUUUGCGAAACUUGCCAACUCAUCACAAAAAGUUGUCAGUUUUGCACUGCCCACUCAAUAUGCCGAGAAAAACAGUGUAUUCAAUGAUGGUUGCACCUUGACUCACCAUAAUGGUUACUCCAGUCGAACUGCAAAUACCGAGACAGUGACUAUUACAGCCAACGGAUUUCCGGUCUCACGUUUUCAUCGAAAAGCGUUGUAUGUGCUUUUGGAGAAAGGACAUGCUGUGAAAAUACCAACUGACUCCAAUGCAGAGGCAAUCAUGGUGCGAUCGGUGAAAGAAUCAGAGUUGAGAAGAUCUCUGCAGAAAGCUCGGCAAAUUUACAGUAAAGAAUUUCCAAAAGACGCUAAGAUUUCAAAUCUUGAAGCAUGGAAUUUGUCAAAUUGGCCGCAGUCGGUAUCUCGGAUGAUUGAGCUCUCGAACGCAAUAGUUGCUCUGAUGAGUCUUUACAACUCAUCAGUAGCUAUUUGCCUAGAAGCGGGACGAUCUAUCACCACCAUCCUUUCAUCUUUCGCACAACUUCUGUCCGAUCCCUACUAUCGAACGUUUGCAGGAUUCCGAGUGUUGAUUGAGAAGGAGUGGCUAUCGUUUGGGCAUUACUUCCACAAAGACGCCGAAAUGUGCUCACCGUCGUUUCUUUGUUUUUUGGAUUGUGUUCAUCAGGUUAUGCAACAAUAUCCCUCUGCCUUUGAGUUCUCCGAUUUCUACCUGAAUUUUAUGGCCUUCCACUCUGCUGCUGGGUACUUUAGGACGUUCGUUGAUGAUUGCGAAGAGAAAAGACUGCAGUCCGAUGCAAAUGAGUUUUACUUACCGGAUGACCUUACGACUAUCAGCAUAUGGGAAUACAUCAAACUGAGAAUACGAGUCAGCACAUCAUUUCUCAACGAAAUGUACGAACCAUUUGGCGACGUUUUAGUGCCGUCCAGCUCGUUGUCACAAAUACGAAUGUGGUCUUUUCUGACAGAAACACAUCUUCGGUUUGGCUCUCCAUAUGAUAUUGAAUCCUCUUAUCACGAGAGGAAGUUGGUUGACGCGGAGUGUGAAGAAGAAGACUGGAGUAAUUUGGACACCACUGAAGACCUAGACAAAUCCGUUUCUUUCACCAAGCCUCCAGAGACGGACUCGACUAAAAUGAAUGCAAUCAAAGCGUUGCAGAAGAGUUUUUUGGUUGAAUUGUUCGAUGCGUCGGAAAAGAAAACAACAAGUAAUGGAGAAGCAAAUGGAAAGGAAACAGUCCAUGAACUAGCUCCAUUUGCGGUCGGAGCUAGACCAGUACAAUGUUGCUACUGCGCAAAUAUUCUCACAAGAUGGAGUAAGGCUGUUCAUUGCAAAAAAUGUCGAAUUCACAUUCACGAAGGGUGUGUCAACAGAAACAUCACAAUUGGCAACAUCGUACACACAUGGGAAGCCAAACCACUAGAGAACAUCAAGAUGCCGUCGGCUGCAAUUCAAAUCUCCACACCAACUGCUGAGAAAGUGGCGUAUAGCCCCAGUAACACUUUGACACGAGAGUCAAUGUCACCACCAAUAUCCAACAAUAUUCCACCACUUUGUACAGGAUACUUAAGUAAACGAGGUGCCAAGCUGAAAUUAUGGGUUCCAAGAUUUUUUGUCUUGUACCGCGAUACACCAAAAGUCUACUACUACGAGGAUCUAGAUAAUUGGAAAAAUUCCGAGAAACCAUCAGGCUUGAUUGACCUUGUUGAAUAUAAAAACUGCCAUUUGGAGCAAAAUGGAAGACGAGCAUUUAUGGAGCUUCACAUGAAAAACCGUACAUACCGCCUUCUUUCUGAAAACAUGAAUGAAGCAGUUCGCUGGAAAGAAUGUAUCGAACAAGUCAUCCGAGAUUAA
Molecule: messenger RNA, 5280 nt
Organism: Caenorhabditis remanei
Lineage: Eukaryota; Metazoa; Nematoda; Chromadorea; Rhabditida; Rhabditidae
Exons: 21
Coding region: 1-5280 (1759 amino acids)
Source: RefSeq, a predicted model, not a curated record